AUGGUGCUUUGUCAAACCAACGUGUUGCUGAAGUGGCAGGAGCAUUUAAAUAGUUCCUGGGCCUCAGAAGACUGUGUGUCGAUAGCACGAAGACAUGACGCUGCUGUUCUCUACAACAAACUUCUUGACAACAAGGAAGUGGUGACUCUGGCCCAGCCUGUUCAAGAAUUAGUCGGCCCACGGCUCCCAGACUUUGAGUGUGAAUCCAGCACAUCAGCUGAGAAGGACGAGUACCUGUCAUCCCUGCUUCAUAGUCAGCGAUGGCUGGCUCACCGCAUGCUGACGCAAACCUCCUACACUUUGGGCCUUCACCAGAGGCUGGUAGUUCUACAGAGGAUCUACUACGCACUCCACAGCAAAUAUCAUGACAAAUUUUCUGUGCAGCUGCCCUCUCAGUCCACAGACAGUGGGGCUGAAAGUGGCCAAACUGAGCUGGCCUCAGAAUCAUGCACGCCAGGGAAUGCGUUCAAAAUCAAGUCAGGUACAGAUGUUCUGAUAGAAAUGGGUGUGAGGACGGGUUUGAGUCUGCUCUUUUCUUUGCUCCAGCAGAACUGGAGAUACGCUGCUUCUGUGCAUCCAGAGUCUGUGCUCUGUAACGAUGUACUUGCCACAGCUUCCUCUGUCCUGGCUUCUCUUCCUCCACUUUCUCUUGCUAAUGAGAGUAAGAUCCCAUCAGUGGGUUUGGACUGUCUAGCGCAGGUGGCUGACUUCCUGAAGAAGACAUCAGUGAGCAGUGGUGGGGCAGACCCGACUGGUAGGAGGUUGUCCCUGGAGCUGUUGCUUGGCCUGGCCAUGCAGAGAGGCUCUCUAAAGUUUCUGUUAGAGUGGGUGGAGGUAGCCAUGGCUGCUUCCAUGUCUCCCACCGCUGUGUUGUCUUCCUCCUCCUCACUGAGCCUUCAGCAGUUGGUCGGUGUAGACUUGGACGUCAUUCAACAAACUCUACUUCAAAUGAGGCAAUAUUCGGGUUUCCGUGGUGAUGCUGUCAACACUCAGGUGCUUACAAAGGACGCAGACGGUCUUUGCCAACUCUCCCAGGCAGCUCUCUGUUUAUUUGAGGAGAUUUGUAACUUGGCAUCCAACUGCCUGUGCUCCUGCAGCACGGACGUAGCUGCUCCUGGUACAGAAAGUGAUGCUGUAAUUGUGUAUGUUUGGGGCAGCAACAGCAGUCAUCAGCUGGCAGAGGGUACUCUGGAGAAAAUCCUACUGCCAAAACUGACACAAGGAUUCAAUGAUGCCCAAAUGAUUGAGGCAGGCCAGUACUGCACCUUCUCAGUGUCUGCAGAUGGGUCAGUAAAAGCUUGUGGAAAAGGCAGCUAUGGCCGUCUGGGCCUGGGGGACUCCAAUAAUCAGUCCAUGCCCAAGAAACUGGUGCUUGAGCCACACAGGAACAUGAAGAAAGUGUCAUCCUCUAAGGGCUCUGAUGGGCACUCUCUGGCUAUCACAGCUGAAGGAGAGGUGUUCAGCUGGGGUGAUGGUGAAUAUGGGAAACUGGGUCAUGGCAACAGUGCUACUCAGAAAUACCCCAAAAUCAUACAAGGACCAUUACUGGGGAAAGUUGUUGUUUGCGUGUCUGCUGGCUACAGACACAGCGCUGCUGUGACUAAUGAUGGAGAGCUUUAUACCUGGGGAGAGGGAGACUUUGGCAGGCUCGGUCAAAGUGAUAGUCAGAGUCGAAAUAUGCCCACACUAGUGAAGGAUAUCAGUGGUGUGGGGCAGGUGGCCUGUGGCAGCUCCCACACCAUUGCUGUGGCGCAGGAUGGACGCACUGUGUGGUCCUUUGGAGGAGGAGACAAUGGUAAACUAGGCCACGGAGACACCAAUCGUGUGUAUCGCCCCAAGGUCAUUGAGGCCCUGCAUGGAUUCAUCAUCAGGAAAGUGUGUGCUGGCAGCCAGUCGUCUCUGGCUCUUACCUCUGCAGGACAGGUGUUCUCUUGGGGCUGUGGUUCAUGUUUAGGGUGUGGUUCUUCAGAAACAACUUCACUGAGACCCAGGUUUAUAGAAGACCUGAGUAUCACCAAGAUUAUCGAUAUCUCAUGUGGGGACAGUCAUUGUCUGGCUCUGUCACAUGAGAAUGAAGUGUAUGCAUGGGGCAACAACACGAUGGGCCAGUGUGGGCAAGGUCACACUUCUACACCUAUUACCAAACCCAAGAAAGUGCUUGGCUUAGAAGGUGUCUCCAUCCAGCAAAUCACAGCUGGCACUUCUCACAGUCUGGCUUGGACUGCAGUUCCUACUGACAGACAACUGGUUGCAUGGCACAGGCCUUUCUGUGUUGACUUGGAGGAGAGCACAUUCUCCUACUUACGCAACUUCCUAGAAAGAUACUGCGAUGGCAUCAGUAACGACACACCUCCUGCUCCAUUUUUAUGUAAAAGGGACCACCAUCAUUUCCUUUUGCUGUGCAUGAAGCUGCUCUCCAUCCACUUGUCCUUGGCUCAUGCAGGAGGCACGGGUGCAAUAGUUUUAGGUGCUCAGGGCAGGCCUCUGAGAAACCUCCUUUUCAGGCUGAUUGACACAAACAUGCCUGACUCCAUACAACAAGCAGUUUUAAACACGCUGUCUAUUGGUGCCUCCCUGCUGUUGCCUCCUCUCAGGGAAAGAACCGAACUACUCCUCUCUCUCCUUCCUCAGGGUCCCCAGAGUUUAAAUGUCCUCUCCAAAGGGCAGCGUCUGCAGUUAGACAUGGUCCUGAGCAGCCUUCAGGACCAGAGCCAUGUCGCUUCUCUGCUGGGUUACAGCAACUUUGGUGAAGUGGCAGCCCUCGGACCUCCUCAGACACCUGUCAUGUCAGUCCGCCCUCCUUCUUCAUCCAGCUCAGCAGAGGCCUAUGACCCUCUACACUUAGCGGAGGUGCUGCUGAGGACACUUCUGCUUAGUAUAGGCUUUUACACGGAGCAACAAUUUGGAGAAUUGGAGAAAAAUAGUGAUAAACAGCUUAGUGCUGGCCAUCAGGGACAAAAUGAUCCUCCUUCUCACUUUCAUCAGCUGCUGUCUGGACUUCACAAACACCUGCUCGCCCACUGUUACAUUCACUCCAGCUCAGAGGAUGAUGGCAGCGUGACGCUGCUCCGAGAGCAUCUAUACCUGCUUCUACCUUGUGCUACUGAGACACUCAAGAGAACAACAAAGCUGCUGAAGGAGAGUUCCCCAGACAAACAAAUAAUUAAAAAGCUGCACAUGGUGUUGUACAAUUCAGUAGCUGGCAGUCUGCUGUGUCAGGUAGUGUACUCCUUGCUGCUGCUGCCACUGGACACAGUUCAGCCUCUUCUGAGCCACUUACUGACCUUGUUGGAGCACCUCAAUGAUUUCAACAGUUUGCUGCCUGAGACCGCUCUGCUGGAGGAACAAGAACUGGGAGCAGAGGCUCAGAAAUCCUCUGAUAAAAGUGAAGCAAACCUUGGAAAGCAACAGGAGGAGGAGUGCAGGUGGGCUUGGAUAUUGGAUCUGGAGCGGUCUGUUGCGUUGGCAGUUGGCCGCUGUCUUGGCGGUAUGCUGCAAGGCCCGCCGCCUUCGCUCCAGGAGAAAAUGUCAGAGAUGUGGCUAUCAAAUGUCCUCCUCAGGAAUGGCCUCGAGAUGGACUUUGAACAGCUGGACUCCACCAUGGCAUGGCUGAUGGAGGUUGUGCUGCUGGGCACCAGUGAUGCCAGACAAGCAGAGCUGUCUCUGACUGAAGAGAACAGAACGUUACUGGAGCUGGCCCUGGGGUCCACCCGAGGACGUGCAGGUGUUCUGUGGUGGAAGAUGGAGGAGUAUGCUCACAGCAAAGAAUGGGAGAACCGAGGUUCUUCAGAUAAUCUGUUGCCGAUUGUCUGCCGCUGCAGUCUGGCUGCUCUUCUUAAACAUACUGGACUGCAAAAUGAGGCUUGUUGGGACGACAGGUAUGAACCUUGUGAGAUGCUGAUCGAUGUCUAUGAAACAGUUUAUAAAAUCAGAAGCACCCUGUUGGCCUUUAAAAACACUCCAAAAAUGUCACAGAUGCAAGCAGCUUCCAAACAGAACUCUCAGUCUCCUCAAAGUCCUGGUAUAGACAUCCAGGAGCCUAGCACAUCAGCAGAGCUGGUAGGAAAGGAGCAUGAGCAGCAACCAGGAGGUCAAUGUAAUCAGGAAGUUCAGGUGCCCCCACUUCCUACAGCAAACCACAACCAGGAAGACGCCACAGAGGAAAGAUUUAACAGCAGUCAUACAUACCUGUCAGAAGUCUUAGAAUCAUUCAUGGCCACCAGGGAAGCCAUGCAAGUUCAACAGAAUGUGACAGUCUACGAGUCGUUUGGCACUUCCGCCCUGCCCAGCAGUAUGGAGAGCCCUGUUAGCCCAGAGAGACAACCAGAUCCUAAGAAAAAAUGGGAAAACCACAGGGAAUCAGAGGAAAGCUUGUCUUUCUCCACUGCCUGCCAUCUUGUAAUAUCUCGAUCCAUCUUCCUUCUGCUGGGGGUCAGGUCUGCCUGGGUUGAACCCAAUGAAGGAGACAAUAACCAGGAUGUCAAAACUGUAUCGAGGACAUCAACAACGGAGUCUUUUACAGUAGCUGGAAGAAAACAGUGUGACCAGUCCAAAAACUCCUCUGGCUCUUCCAAAAAUAAAAUGGGAUUACCUUUGUGUUCCUUGGGAAUAAUGAAAGAUGCUUGGGAUCGCUUACGGCAAUGCAUCAGUCCUAUUUCCACCAUGUCCCACUGUGGUGACAACACUUUGCCAAUCCUUAACCAGGUCUUUCAGUUUGUCUGUGGAAGCUUGAUCAGCUUAUAUUCUUCUCCAGCUCUGACUGGUGAGCAAAGUUAUAGUCAGGCAGAUCCAAAGGCCAUUACUUUAGCUGUGCAGCAACAGCAACAACGGGCUGAGAUGCGUCUGGAGGCUUUGUGUCAAAUGUCAGCCUUCCUGUCCAAGAUGGAGGAGAAGAGCAGCCCUUCAUCAGUUUCUCCUCAGUUUCCUGCUCUGCUGCAGUCUGCAGAGCUCCAGUUUCUCACUGGAUGCUUCGCUCUGGGAACGCAAAUCAUUGGUUCCAACUCUGGAGCAAAUUACGAGACCCAGCAUUACAUGUGUGGCACUAAUGCAGCUUCAAUGGAGACGAAAAGAGAGCUACAAUCUGCAGCACAUACCUUUUACCAGCAAGUGGUGCAAGUCCUCAAAGUCAGAGUCCAGUUGGAGAAAGAACAUCCAGGUUCUUGUCAGCAUCUUCUCUUAGCUACAAUAUUUGCACUGAACUUCUGUUAUCAACCUGUGGAUCUGGUGCUGAUCAUCAAAUGUGGCAUCCUGGAAAUCCUUUCCACGUUGACCAACAACAGCUGCGCUUUGAUGAACCAGGGCUGGUUUGCAGCCUCGUCUUCUGGAUCAAUGUUACUCAAUGGGGCUGUCAGACUGGCCUGUACCCGCCUGCUUCAAAUAGUGACUGUAGCUGCAAGCUCCUGUGAUGAUUUCCUGCCGUUGGACAUAUCCCAUAAUCUGAUGGAGGUUAUGUGUGAGCAUCUCCAAAACAUCCUGCAGAAGUUCCACCAACACCAUACAGCAGAGGGCUUAACCGCUGAGAGAGCAGAUCUGGACGCCAACAGCAGGAGCACAAAUCUUGGAGUAGAAUGUAGUAAAGUGACUGAAUCCCAGCUUUCAGAUUUUUUGGUGUUCCUGAGGAGAGUAUUGUCUUUGAGAGUAAUGAAAAGACUUUCUACAUUUGGCAAAUGGAUUGAACCACUCAUGGCCAUUAUUUCACACAAGUGCUCUUCAGGAUCUCCAUGCUUCCAGAAUCUCCGCACAAAGCUUCUGGCCUUCCACGUUUUAGAAAGAAUAUUACCUGCUUGUUCUGAGCCUGUUCACAUUCAACAGAUUGUUAAACAACUCUUCCAGAUGUUGUCUGUUUACAUGUGGGAAGAACCACUUGCUGAGAGAAAUUAUGAAGAGGCAGAAAAAGAAACCGGUCCUGCUGGGUAUGAUGAAUGUAUCCCCAUUGGAGAUUUUUCCUUUGAUCCAAACAAGCUCAUGUGCUGUUUUCUGGAGAGUGGGAACAUUCUCUCACAUGGUCCAGGUGGGAAAGGUUAUGGCCUGGCAACCACAGCCAUCACCUCUGGCUGUUUUACAUGGAAGUUCUACAUUACCAAAGAGAACAGAGGCAAUGAGGGCACGUGUAUUGGCGUUUCACGCUGGCCGGUCAGAGAUCACAACCACCAUACCACCACUGACAUGUGGCUGUAUCGUGCUUAUAGUGGCAACCUGUACCAUGGAGGGGAAAUGGUGCGCACACUUCCCUCUUUCACCCAGGGUGACAUCAUCACCUGCAUCCUGGACAUGGAAGCUCACACCAUAUCAUUUGCUAAGAAUGAUAAGGAGCCAAAGUUGGCAUUUGAAGGUGCAGUUGCCUCUGAGUUGUACCCAUGUGUGUUGUUCUACAGCAGUAAUCCUGGAGAAAAGGUGGCACUACGUGACCUGCAAAUGAGGGGCAUGCCCAGUAAUCUCCUUCCUGGAGAGCCUCUCUGCAGCCCUCGGACCACUGUGCUGCUGGAGUCAACCGUGCAACUCCUGCGGAGGCUCCAUCAGUGUGACAACUGGUCCUCGCACAUUAACCAACAUGUUCUUUCCCACCUGGAGCUCAUUGGCGUUCUGCUAAGAGAAGAUGACUCGGGAAACUUUAAGGACUCAGGCCUUGGUCCUCCACAUGCUGAGAAGGAAGACCAUAAGAAAGACAAAGACGAAACCAGGGAGUUGCUACCUCACUGUCAGUCCCUGUCAGAUGCCAAGCUGGCUGCACUUUCUACUGAAGUGUGGCCGGUCCUGGCUCUGGUCGGAGGAGUUGACAGUGGUCUCCGUGCUGGAGGUGUGUGCCGACACAAGCCCAGCGGGCGCAAGGCCAUUCUGCUCGGGGUUUUGAAGGAAGGGAGCUCUCUGGCUAAGCUUCAGUGGGAGGAGGUGGAUCUCUCUGUCAGCUCCAUGAAUUCUUGGUCACCCAGCGACACGCCGAUCAUCUCACUGGAGCCCUGGGACACAUCCUGCUAUGAUAUCACCCGCCUUGGAGGCCUCAAGCCAGCAGUGUUGUUGGAUCUGAUUUAUUUGAUGGGGCUGCUGGAGGAGGAGGGCCUACUAGGGGCUCACCCACCCCCCAGAAGAAAAUACUCUGAAGAGAUUCUGAAAGAGGAUGAGAAGCAGAGCUGCCUGGAUGAAGAUGUAUCAGAUGAUGGAAGGUGUCUGUCUGAAGAUGAAAGAAAGAAGGUGAAGGAUCAGAAGGUUGAUACAGACCAGUUUGCAUCAGCAUCAUCUCCUCCCAACACCCCAAAAACAUCUGACCCUCAGGAGUCGACCUGCUUAACUCAACUCCCCCAAACAUCCCAGACCUCAAAAAUGGAUGCCCUUUCACUUGAAAUGAGAGCAGUUAGGGUCUCAUAUCUUCUUACUGGAGGUUUGAAAACUCUGACUGUCAUUUUUACCUGUGAGAAGCUUUCAGAUUUGCUUCUAGUGCCUAAAAAUGAUCCUCCAGUCCCCUCUACGAGUCCCCUUUCCAGCCUUACCCCAGACCAGGUAAAGGCCGACUGUAAACAGUGGGAUGAAAAUGCUGAGCUGAGGUCAGUGUUGCAGUAUGUGGUGCAGAGCAUGGUGAAAUGGGCAGUAAGACCCUGUCCCAUCAAGCAAACUGUGACUCUUGCUGAUUUGGAGAGAGCUCAAGUCAUGAUAUACAAAGGAGCCCUGAACAGACUGCAGGAGGACAAAGAGCGAAAAGAAUCAGGCCGUCACUUAUCCUCACAGUCUAUUUCCAAGUCCUCAAGCUCAGUGUCCUUGUACAGUGCAGGAUCAGAGGGCACUGCCAUCUUUGGCCAGUCAAACAGAGUCUCUGCAUCGUCCUCUAAUACCGACUUGGCUUCGUCUCUGCCAACAAACCUGCAGGCGGAUGGUCUUGAGAAUUUCAACCCCUUUCUUCCCAUCAGCCUCCUCCAGCACAUGGUGUUAACGCGGUUCCCUACACUUACGGGCCUGGUUAGUGCUCCCCCAGUGUUGCACCCUUGCUUCAGCUUUGCCAGCUCUGCUUCUUGCGAUGCCUUCACAGAACAGCAGACUAGCUUCAUGGAACCGGGUCCGAGCAGCACACAGGCCAGAAGCAGCCUGGAGCGGACACAAAUGUUUGUCACCAGUCGCUUGCUAGAAAUGGGAUUUACUAUGAGACAUAUCUACUGGGCCAUGGAGGCAGCAGAUGUAGCAGGUGACUUAGACUCUCAAACCAUCGAGGUGUUAGCCAGUUGGAUGCUGGAGCACCCCCUGACUGAUGACCAGCAAGUAACCGAGUCACCAAGACCUGAGGGUGCUGCUGAGACCCCGUCCCCUGAUGGGCCAGAGACGGUGCAAUGUCCUGAACGCACCACAAGCCAAACAAAUGAAAGCCUGUUGCCUGGACUCGACUGGAUAGAGAGGGAGAACUUCUUGGAUGUCCACCUCACUAGAAACAGACCUCCCCCAGCACGGCGGCGGCGCUUAGGACCUACUCAGAGGACCUCCUUCAGACGAGCAGACCUGCCAUCACCCAGCCCCCUCCCUCAGCUGUUCCCACAACACACAGCAGUCAGUGACUGGCCAGAGCAGGUGGAGUUCCAUCCCUUCUCUGCUGAGGAGGAGUCAGAGUUGGGCUACAUGGACGACCCGUACCAUGAAGAAACGUACGAGGACCUGCUCACCCCUUCAUUCUUGAACUUGGAGAGAGACACACUUCAGAUUGUAGAGACUGGGGAAGAACACAGUCAGAUGGUGAAAUGUGAGCUGUGCAGCACCUUCACCCUGCAGUUUAAUAAUCACAUAAAGCGGCGACACCCAGGUUGUGGGCAGAGUGCUGCUCGCAAAGGCUACGACAGUACCGGUGCUUAUGUGGACGUCUGGUUCAAAGGAGAGUGCGGCUCCAACUUUCCGUUCUACCUCCUCUGCAACUCCUGCAGGGAAAAGUAUCUGGCUGCUAAUUCAAGUGAUCCAAAUUCCAAACAUGAAAGGAUUAAAGGUCUGACAUCUGAUUUAAUUGGCCAAGUGGAUAACACUUCAGAUGAUGACUGGGAAAUGAGCCACCAAGAUGAGGAGGACACAGACAAAUUGACAGGAUUGGAGGAUUUUGGAGUCCUACUGAGACCACUGGGGCUGACGGAAAAAAAGCUCAUACCAGAUCCCAUUUUCUUUACUGAACCCGAUCCACUUGGCGCUCUAGUUUACAGCUCAUCCUGCCCUACAAGAGCUGCUUCCAAAUGUGGUGCCCAUGUUGACCAGAAGACCUGUCUGAGCCUCGGGCAGCAGGCGAUGUCUCUGAGGGAUUCUCACGAUCGACUGAAGGCUUUACGAAGAGUCACGUCCACUGCACAGAUUUUGUUGGCGUACAGCAUGGUGAUGAGAGCUCUGUCUCAUACCGCCUCAAGCGCAUCAGUAUCCAGCCAGUCUAACGGACUAGAGUCCUUGGGGCUUGCAGAUAUCCGUAUCCUGGUGCGUCUGAUGACUUUAGCUGCGGGCGGCAGAGCACACACCUGUGUGGACAAUCAGUCCGUUGGGAAGGGGCUGGUGACAGAACGCAACAACUCUACCUGCCUCACCUUUCUGACCUCGGCCAUCAGCUGCGUUGUGUCUCAGAGUCCUGCUGCUUACAGGCAACUGGUGGAGAUAUGUACUCAGGACCUAAUGACAGCAGCUACAGGGGUGAACAUUGGAGCCAUCACUGAACCACCACAGAGGACAACUUUAACAACUGCGACCCAGGGGGUCUUGCAGCAGACAGACCUUAGUAAUCAAACACCUCCAACAUUUCUAGUCACACAGCGUCUGGUGUCCCUGCUCACUGAGAAGAGCAUUCACUGUUUCAGCCCUGACAGAGCUGAACACGACGCUAAUGAUGAAGCAAACCAAGGCAGGUGUUCCUCAUCUUUACCUCCUUCCCCUUCACCUCGUCUGCGUGCCAGAGUGGGCCCUCUGGAACUGGCAAAUGCAUUAGCAGCGUGCGUCCUGUCUGCAAGACUUACCAGUAAGCACAGACAAUGGGCAGCACAGCAGCUGGUGAAGGCCUUGGCUGCUGCAGGGAGAGAAACUCCCAAUCGUCCUCAAACAUACAGCGACCUGGCUGGUGAUUUGCGGAAAUGUCCUCUUAAGAGACUCGAGGGGCAUUAUAACAAGGUUGCCAGCUGUUUCUGGAACAGUGAGCAGAGUUUGCUUGCAACAUGCUCUCAAGACAAGGUGGUGCAACUGUGGAGAAUCAGCCAAAAUGCUGUGGAGUUACAGACCACCUUCUCCUGCAUUGCUAGCAAGGUGGACCGAUCAAGCAAUGAGAGAGCUGCCAGAUGUCAGCACACGUCUCCUGUGUGCUGGAGCAGUGGGGGAAACUUUCUGGCUGCCCCUGAAAACAAACACAUCAACAUCAUGAACAUCAGAGGGACUCUCUGUCAUGUAAAUGUUCAGAGUUCUCGGGUCACCGCUCUUUGCUGGGCCCAGAGCUUCAACUUGUACCUGUUGGACCAGUCGGCCAGCUACAAGAGCAGAACUGCUGAGAGCCUGCUGGUGGGGCGGCUGGAUGGCUCCCUCUGCUGGCUGCAAGUCACAGUGCAGGAUCUGGAUCUGCUGGUGAAGAGAACUGAGCUGAGCCACUGUUACAGGGACGAGGCCCCCUACUGCUUAGCUUGGCACACGGAGGACAAGCCUUUUGCUGUGGGUUAUACCAGUGGGAAGAUCCUUUUGGCUACAACUGAGAUGUAUGAGAACGCACAGCCUGUAGUUCUGUCACUCUUCCAGGACAGUGUGAGUUCCCUGAAAUGGGACCCUACUGGACACCUGCUGUUAUGUUUGGGGAGGUCAGAGGUGGUGAAAGUACUGGGACGCUCCGGGGGCACCUGGGUGACUCUGCACUCUCUUUACCACACCAGCAUUGUUAACAUUGCAGAAUGGUGCCCGCUAGCUGGCAGAGUACCCAUACCUAGACUUCUGAUGGCUGUUGGUUGUCUGAAUGGCUCGGUGCAUGUUUGGACACUACCACAGGGUGGGACUACUGUAUCUCUGCCCAACAUACUGAACAGCCCCCCAAGCCAAGAUAAGAACAAUGAAGUCCAGGAUGGUGCAAGGUGUGCCUUUGUACUUCAUGGUCAUAUUACAGCAGUGAAGUUGCUUUCAUUUUGUUCCAGUGGACUGGCUCUGGUUUCUGGGGGGAUAGGGGGGCUGCUCAACAUCUGGUCUCUGCAGGAUGGUUCAGUGUUACAGACCACUACUGGACUGGGUUCAGUUGUCAGCGCUACCUGGAUACCACACUUAGGUGUAGCUGCUUGUUUUGGAAGGUCCAAGGAUGUUUUACUGAUCUGCUGCACCCCUGACUGGAUCAGUCAAAACCACGUGUUGGCCUCCUGCCGUAUGGUCCUCAGGAACCAGAACAUCUUGGGCCUGAAUCUGGCGCCUUGUUUGGCUGUUUUCUUAGAGAGGCUGCCCUUGUUGCUACAGGAGCAGUACAGCUACGAGCGGAACCACGUGACUGCCGGCGAUCAGCUCGUCCACAGUGCCUUCCUGCAGAGUCUGGCCUCCCUGGCUGUUGGUCUGUCCUUAGAAAAACAUCUGUGCACUUACCCACAGCCCCCACACCACACCUGUCCUGAUGCUCAGUCCUGCCCAUCAGAGUGGAGCUGGCUGCUCACCUAUGCCACUACUGUCUGCAGUGCAGAGGCUAUUGCCAGUGGUACUGCCUUCCCUGAAUCCUUUGUCGUUUCUGAGUUUCAGGAGGUGGAACACUCUAACAUUGUCAAAGCACUGGACAAUAGUAAGUGGAGUUUCAAGAUGGAUGAACAGCUGAUGUCAUGGGCCACAAACAGGCCAGAGGAUUGGCAAGAGGGAGGUAGGAGUGAGGUGUACCUUUGGGGGAACGGACGAUAUGGACAAUUGGCAGGAAUGGGGACAAACCUUAUGAUGCCUACAUUGGCUCCCUCUUUGUUACAGACACAACAGGUCGUAUGCGGUCAGAACUGUACAUUUCUAGUCCAGUCCAAUGGAUCCGUUUUGGCUGUAGGUGAAGGACAGUAUGGUAGACUGGGCCAAGGGAACUCUGAUGACCUCUUUGUUCCCACUCUUAUUUCUGCAUUUCAAGGGUAUGUGGUGACCCAGCUGGUGACAUCUUGUGGUUCAGAUGGACACUCGAUGGCCCUGACUGAAACGGGGGAGGUAUUCAGUUGGGGAGAUGGAGAUUUUGGCAAACUGGGCCAUGGCAACAGUGAAAGACAAAGGAGACCCAAACAGAUAGAGGCCUUACAAGGAGAGGAGGUCAUCCAGCUCGCUUGUGGCUUCCGGCACUCCGCCAUCAUCACAGCAGAUGGGAAGCUGUUCACCUUCGGCAGUGGUGAAUCCGGUCGUCUGGGUCUAAGGUCAACGUCCAACAAGAUGCUACCUGAAAGGGUGACUGCACUGGAGGGAUAUCAUGUUGGACAAGUGUCGUGUGGUCUCAACCACACAUUAGUGGUAUCUUUGGAUGGCAUGAUUGUGUGGGCAUUUGGAGAUGGGGAUUAUGGGAAAUUAGGAACUGGUUCAUCCACAGCAAAAUAUUACCCCCAGAAAGUGGAACAGCUUUGCAACAAAAGAAUUAAGAAAAUUUGUUGUGGGACCCAGUUUUCUGUGGCUCUGGCCUGUGAUGGACAUGUUUACACAUUUGGACAAGAGCGUCUCAUUGGUCUGCCGGACUCCAUGCUGAAGAAUAAAUCCAGCCCCCAAGUGGUGCCAUCACUGGAGGGGGUGUUCAUCGAGGACAUUGCAGUGGGUUGUGAACAUGGGCUGGCUCUGUCCACCACUGGAGACGUUUACGCGUGGGGCUGCAACAGUGAGGGACAGCUGGGUCUGGGACACUCUAAUCCAGUGAAGGAGCCGGCACUCGUCACUGCCCUCCAGGGUAAAAACAUUCGACAGAUCUCUGCUGGUCGCUGCCACAGCUCAGCGUGGACAACCCCCACUACACCGAUAAAAAGUUCAGGUGGCUCAGGACUUUUGCAGCUUGGCCUUCCCCAGGCUGUCCCUCCUCAGUACAACACUCUGAAAGACUGCAGCCCUGAUAUCCUCAGCGUGCGCCUCAGGGUGCUCCACCAUUUCUCUGAUCUCAUGUACAAAUCCUGGAGGCUACUCAAUCUGGACACCAAGAAACCGAUGUCCACUUCACGCUAUAGUUCAGGGACUGCAGCCAUCAUUCGAGGUGAACUCAGAGGGCUACUGUCACCCAAGGUCAACACUCUGCCUCUUGUGCGCUCAAUCGGCAGAACAAUGACCCAGGGCAAAACAUAUGGGCCACAAAUCACCGUGAAACGCAUUUCAACAAGAGGGCGUUCGAGCAAGCCCAUCUUUGUGCAGAUAGCUAAGCAAGUGGUGAACCUGAACCCUCUGGAGCUCCGGCUGCCGUCACGAGCCUGGAAGGUGAAGCUGUUGGGGGAGGGAGCUGACGAUGCUGGAGGAGUGUUUGAUGAUACUAUUACUGAGAUGUGUCAGGAGCUGCAGUUGGGUGUGGUGGAUCUCCUCAUUCAUACUCCCAACAGCUUUGCAGAUGUGGGCUGCAACACUGACAGGUUCUUGCUUAAUCCGGCGGCACACUCAGAGGAUCACAUGAUCCAGUUUCGCUUUUUGGGUAUCCUCAUGGCGGUGGCCAUACGCACCAAGAAGCCUCUGGACUUGCAUCUAGCUCCAUGGGUGUGGAAACAGCUCUGCUCUAUGCCACUUGGAGGACCUGACUUGGAGGAGGUGGACCUGCUCACCUACCGCACGCUUCAAGGCAUCCUUCACCUGGAGAACAGCGGAAUCACUGCAGAUAAUUUCCAUGUGAUGAUCCCGUUGGAGUCAUUCAUGGCUCACAGUGCAGAUGGAAGGCUGGUUCCUGUGGUUUCUGGAGGUCAGAACAUCUCUCUAACGUUUGCCAACCGGACUGAAUACGUAGAGAGAGCUUUGGACUACAGACUACAUGAGAUGGAUGCGCAGGUGGACGCAGUCAGAGAGGGCAUGUCCACCAUCAUCCCCGUGCCCCUCCUCUCCCUGCUGACGGCACAGCAGCUGGAGCAGCUGGUUUGUGGCCUGCCCCAGGUCUCUGUGGACAUGCUGAAGAAGCUGGUGCGUUAUCGCGACGUCACCGAGACCCACCAGCUAAUCGACUGGUUCUGGCAGAGCCUGGAGGAGUUCACCAAUGAGGAGCGGGUGCUUUUCCUGCGCUUUGUUUCUGGCAGGUCCCGGCUGCCUACCAACCCGGCUGAUAUCCCACAGAAGUUUCAAAUCAUCAAGGUUGACAGGCCCAUCAAUGGACUCCCUACUGCUCAGACCUGCUUCUUCCUGCUUCGCCUGCCCCCAUACACAAGCCAGGCCAUCCUAGCCGAGCGUCUGCGCUACUCAAUCCACAACUGUCCCUCCAUCGAUAUGGACAACUACAUGCUCACUCACAACACGGACCCAGCAGACAGCUCAGACGAGGACUGAAGCCGAAGACUGUACAACAGUGAGGAAUGUAUCUUUGCU
Nematolebias whitei (Rio pearlfish) is the source of this 14439-nucleotide messenger RNA. Its product is annotated as probable E3 ubiquitin-protein ligase HERC1. The transcript is spliced from 79 exons. Gene Ontology annotation, molecular function: ubiquitin-protein transferase activity; protein binding. Lineage: Eukaryota; Metazoa; Chordata; Actinopteri; Cyprinodontiformes; Rivulidae. Bases 1 to 14400 code for a protein of 4799 amino acids. The record is from RefSeq and is a predicted model, not a curated record.